GUCGCUCCCAUAACCACGCCCCCGGAGCGCCUCGGCCGACGCUCGGAAAACCUUGAUGGGGUGAAGCUGAAUCUUGUCGUGUUUCUCUAGCAAUUGUCUCAGGAGCAGAUGGCCACCCAGCGAUUUGUCUGACUGUGUUGGGCCUGGGCCGCUUGUUUCCAACUCUUAAGGGCCUGCAGCCCAGUAGACCCGAUGUUUCAUGGAACAAUCACAGAAGAGCUAACCAGUCAUGAAGAAUGGAGUCACUAUAAUGAAAACAUAAGAGAAGAUCAAAAAGAUUUUGUUUUUGUGAAGUUCAAUGGCCUUCAUUUAAAGUCUAUGGAAAAUUUACAAUCUUACAUCUCUCUUAGAGUAUGCAUCUUCUCAAACAAUUUUCUUACAGAUAUUCAUCCACUUCAGAGUUGUAUAAAAUUAAUCAAACUUGAUCUCCAUGGAAAUCAGAUAAAGAAUCUACCAGAUACCAAAUUUUGGAGUGGAUUGAAGAACCUAAAACUCCUCUAUCUUCAUGACAAUGGGUUUGCAAGGUUAAAGAAUAUAUGUGUAUUAUCUGCCUGUCCAAGCCUCGUUGCCCUCACUAUGUUUGAUUGUCCAGUAAGCCUUAAAAAAGGAUAUAGACAUGUUCUUGUUAACAGUAUAUGGCCUCUCAAAGCACUGGAUCAUCAUGUGAUUUCUGAUGAAGAAAUAAUUCAGAAUUGGCAUCUUCCUGAAAGAUUCAAAGCAUGUAACCAUCGACUUUUCUUUAAUUUCUGCCCAGCUUUGAGAAAGGGAACAACCUAUGAAGAGGAAAUUAAUAAUAUUAAAUAUAUUACUUCAAAAAUUAAUGAAAUUUUGGCUCAUAAUUCACCAGUUCUGAUUAUUCAAAGAUGGAUUCGUGGUUUUUUAGUUAGAAAAAAUUUGAGCCCUGUGUUUUUGCAUAAAAAACGUCAGGAAAAAAUUAUUAGAGGAUAUGAAACAAAAUGGAUUUACAUAACCGAAGGAUAUGAACAUAAGCUCCUUAAGGAUCUCUUUUUCAAGCCUGAAACUAAUAUAAAAGGAAAGCUUGCAUAUUGGAAACAUAAUAUCUAUUAUCCUUUUGAUUUAAAAAAUUUCAAUGAACGCAGAAAACAUGUUUCAUCUAUUUUAUGUGAAUUAAACCCGAAAGAUAUUGACAUGAAAUCAAGAACAUCAAGACAUCUCAUUCAGAAAGGUCAGGACACUAAAGAUGAAUUUGUGGAUGAAAAAUUGGAUACCAGUUUUAGGAUAUCAGUUUUCAAACUACCCAUAUAUACUUUAGGUUCAUUGAAGAAUGCUAUAGUUUUAAAAGAGAAAAAACAGGAUUUUUUUCUUGAGCAUCCUCAGCCAUUGUUUACUACUCCUCUAAAGUCAAUCAUUAAAAAAGACCCACCAGUGGAGAGAAACAUAAAAGAGUUUUUUGCAACACAAAGAGCUGGUAUGAAACUCCAAACACUUGUUGAUAUUGACAAAUAUUACACAGAACAAAAUAAGCAGGAAUGCCAUAAAGAAAAAGUGAGAGUUGUAGCCAUGGCACAACUUGCUCGAGAAAGAGGUAGAGUAACUGUUAGUAAAUAUUUGAAUGAGAAAAUAUGUGCUGCACAACAACUAAUUAAAGAAGACAAUGAGACAAUUCAGAACGGUUUACGACAAGUUUGGCAAAACAGAUUCAACUAUCUUGAAAAAACUAGUGAGAGGAGAGCUCUGUUUCUAAAAGAAAAAUCCCGAAAGGCUGCAGAGCGUUUAUUAGUUCAAAACUUAAAUAAUGAACGCACUGUUUUGACCAAAGGACUACUUAAAGUUGACAGAAUGAAGAAGAAUGAAGCUGUUCUAAAAGAGAAAAGCCUAAUUGUUAAGCAAAAACUAAAAGCAGAAAAAAUUGGAAAGAAUUUACUUAAAGAAAUUAGAAAAGUCAGGUCUCAAGAAAUAUAUAAAAGACACUGUCAAGAAAAAUUUGUUAUGGAUAUGAUUGCCUUUAAAAAUGCCUGUGAAAGACUUCAAGAUGCCAAAACAAAAGUAGCAAUUGUGAAAACAAAUUUAGACUUCAAAUUUCCCAAUGGACUAACAAAAUGAACCAAUGCCAGGUCACAUCCUAUGAUCAUCCUAAAUUAUAGUCAUUAUUUUUAGUUGAAUUAAUUUGAAAUAAUAGUCUAAACAAGAAAUACAUCACAAGAUGGAUUUGUAUAUAAAUAUUCUAAAAAACAUAAAAUGAGUUAAAAUGUUUCUCUUACUGGUCAUAAUUUAACUUAAAUAAAGUUGACUUAGCAACUCUGAAAACUUUCUUAUAUAUCCAGAUGCCCAAGGAACAAUUAAAACUUUUAUUUAUUGCAGACGGUGUUGCAGUGACAUUACUGAGAUUCUGUUUGAUAUCCUCUCUGAAUAUAGUAAUUCAUAAGCUAAUUUAGGUUUCUCUUCAAACCUUAGAAUAGUAAUUUCUACUCCAACUGCUGACUUUUAUUAAGAUACUGUGUACUUAAAUUACUUUUAAUACCUGUUUUUAUAUUUAAUUUCCUGCUUAUUUUCUUAAAGCAAUUUCUUUUUUAAGUAAUGUUUCACUAUUUUAUCAGUGAUUGAUGCUGUUAUAAAAUUCAGAAAAUAUGAACUAUGAAAGGUAAAUUAAAUGUUCUUAUCACCU
This is a messenger RNA of Saimiri boliviensis boliviensis (Bolivian squirrel monkey), 2626 nucleotides long. It is a transcript of the gene LRRIQ3, whose product is annotated as leucine rich repeats and IQ motif containing 3. Gene Ontology annotation, molecular function: protein binding. Lineage: Eukaryota; Metazoa; Chordata; Mammalia; Primates; Cebidae. The record is from RefSeq and is a predicted model, not a curated record.